Eucalyptus grandis is the source of this 1130-nucleotide messenger RNA. Its product is annotated as flavonoid 3'-monooxygenase CYP75B137. The transcript is spliced from 2 exons. NCBI's taxonomy places the organism in Eukaryota, Viridiplantae, Streptophyta, Magnoliopsida, Myrtales, Myrtaceae. The record is from RefSeq and is a predicted model, not a curated record. The coding region runs from base 142 to 717 and encodes 191 amino acids. Gene Ontology annotation, molecular function: heme binding; oxidoreductase activity, acting on paired donors, with incorporation or reduction of molecular oxygen; iron ion binding.
GUGCAUCAGUGGCUGGAUGGUUUUAUUCAGCCGAUUAUCGAUUGCGCCACCAAAGGAACAACAAGUGAACUGUUCAAGCAGAAGGAAGGAGAACCUAAAUGCAAUGAACAGAAAAAGGACUUUUUGCAGAUUUUCGUGGAUAUGGAGAUAAAUCUUGAAGAUAACCAGUCACCAGUGGACAAGAAUGUAGCACUCAAAGCCAUUCUUAUGGACAUUUUAAUCGGCGGAACUGAUACGACUUCAACAAUGGUUGAAUGGGUGAUGGCAGAGUUGCUGCAGAACCGAAAUGUGAUGAACAAAGUAAUCCAUGAAUUGACUGAAGUCGUGGGGGAGGAUGAGAUGGUUGAAGAGCAUCACUUGCCCAAAUUAAAGUACCUCGACGCGGUCAUCAAGGAGGCACUUCGCUUGCACCCGGCGUUGCCCUUAUUGGUGCCGCGGACCCCAAAUGCUUCCUGUGUCGUUGGGGGUUACGUGAUACCGAAGGGCAGCAACGUAUUCUUAAACAUGGGUUCUAUCCACAGGGAUCCCAAGAUUUGGGACAAACCGUUGGAGUUUAGACCCGAGAGGUUCUUGGAAGGUCCUAGCAAGUAUGAUUUCUCAGGUAACAACUUCGCAUACAUGCCAUUCGGUUCUGGUUGGAGGAUGUGUGCAGGGCUUGCGCUGGCAGAGAGGAUGCUACCAUAUGUUUUGGCCUCUCUUUUGCACUCAUUCAAGUAGGAAAUACCACCAGGGUCUGAGCUGGAUUUACUGGACAAGUUCGGCCUUGUGGUCAAGAAAAUGAAGCCCCUUGUCGCCAUUCCAAGACCAAGAUUGUCCACUCCGGAGCUCUACAUGUCGAGAUAGAUAUUUCAUUAGAGUCCCAAAGCUCUUCAUUUCAAUUCUAAGAAAUAAACGUAUCCUGCCAGUAUCAAUCAUGGUUUGAGCAUCUACUCAAUUAGACCUGGGGUUUCGGCUACGAAGUUCUGGAGGAGGUGGUUUGCUCGUGUCGGGCGUUUCAUAAUUUCAAUCUGUUUUAUUAAUGAGUAUUCUGAAAUGCUUUUUAAGCAAAUCAUAUAAGUAGAUUUUGCAGUUUCUAUGGAUUGACACACUUUUUCUCGUUAAUAUAGUCCAUUUUAAUUUUUUUGCCUAAA